Molecule: messenger RNA, 980 nt
Organism: Sclerotinia trifoliorum
Lineage: Eukaryota; Fungi; Ascomycota; Leotiomycetes; Helotiales; Sclerotiniaceae
Source: the annotation of a GenBank genome assembly
AUGUCCGACAACGAGACUGCUAGUACUCCAGCUCAAGCCAAUGGCGGUAUGAGCCAGGUCGAAGUUGAUUUUCUCAUGUGCUGUCUUCGUAAUACUACUGGUGGCUCUAUCCAGGUAAGUUAUCUUGUCGCGCCUUCGAUUUUCUCAUGCUGCCAUCGUUCUUUUACCCACCAUCUUUGAUUUGCGACGCACAAAUACUACUGUAAUAUACUUCCACAUUUCAACAUCGCAGUGAUAUCUCAGGUCCUUCAAUUUCCUUUUAAUUACGAAUUCUCUUCUAAAAAUACAAAAAACAAGUCUUGCUUCAUUCUUGCGCGGCACGACAUCACAACAUCGUGACUGUAAUGGCUUGUCCUUUUUGGAAAACCCUCGCGAGAAAUAUUUCACAUCCUCUUCAAUUUCGCAUUACACUUUCAUGCCGCACAUUUUGAUUUUCCAAUUAUUGUCCCCAAUAGCUGAUUAGGGAAAAAUUUUCAAGGUCGAUACUCAAAAAGUCGCUCAACUCUUGAACUACAAGAACCCUCGUUCAGUAAGUCAUACUCUUAUCUAUUCGAUCUUUCAUUACCUGACCUAUACUAUAGGUUUCCAACAAGGUUUCCAGCAUCAAGAAGAAGUAUAACCUUCCCUUCGGUGCUUCCAGCCGCACCGCCGAAGAGAUGGCAGUAAGCAAGCCUGGCAAGGGUGACGCUUCACCAAAGAAGGCAUCUGAUGCAAAUGGUGAUAAUGAGCCCGCCGUUCCUACCACCCCUUCCAAAAAUAGGGUCACCAAGGCCAAAGCCACUCCAAAACCUCGCGUCAAGAAGACACCAGCGAAGAAGUCCACCAAGAAGGUUGCCGCUGAGGACUCCGAAGAGGAAGAGCUUAGCGACGUUAAGGAUGAGGAGAUGGAAGAUGCCAAAGAGGAAAUCGAUGAAUAGAUAUCUUCACGUCAUAUCUUUUCAGGGGCUGGUGUUGGUGCUUAUAUAGCUGAGGUGUCAUAU